CGCUAUACAAAUAAAAAUGAAUUGAAUUGAAUUGAAUUUUACUCCGCCACAGCAAAUUUAUAGUUCAGUCGAACGAUGCAGCCCUAUAUGAGUUUAAUGGUGCACUUCGACGACUGGACUCUGCGUGGCGUCUGCCUCCAAACGGCGUACUUUUCUGACGACCACAAAGGGGAAAUAAUUGGCCAGGGGCUAAAAGAUGCUCUGAGCUCUUGGAACCUCGUUGAAGACCGACUAACCUGUAUGACUACAGACAGCGGCACCAACAUGAUCAAAGCUCUGAAUGACAACGAGUGGCCCAACCUCCAGUGCUUUGGACGCAGAUUGCACAAUGCUAUAGUCUCCUACAGCCAGAGGAGGAAGACACAGAGCUCACUAAAACAAUAAAAAGAAACAUGAUGCAGUACCUUGACGACAAAUACAGCGACCCUGUGAAGGAUGAACUCUUGGACCUUGUCCUCACUGAGGGCCCAAGGUUCCGCACAACCUACAUUGACCAGGACAAAGUGGGACAAGUCAAAAAAAGGGCUGUCGCUAAGGCUGAGCUCAUGUCUCUACCUGCUACUGCCAACAGCAGUACACCACAGCAGCCUGGCCCAGCAGUGCAGGUGCGCCAAGUAGAAGCACAGCCUCCACCCAAGAAAAAGAUGACUUUAGCAGCCUUCUUCAAAAAGAAUACACCAGUGGCAUCUCCCCACCAGUUAGAGGCAGUAAAGAUAGAGACUGAGUUGACGACUUACUUAUUUACCCCUGAGGUAGACCCAGACACAGAUCCCCUUGAGUGGUGGAAGCGCCACCAACCGAAUUUUCCAAAACUAAGUAGACUGGCAAAAAAAAACCUCUCUGUCCCAGCAACGAGUGCCCCCUUUAGAGAGAGUUUUUAGUGUGGGGGUGGCAUUGUUACAUGCCAACGUGCAUGCCUCAAGCCAGAGUUAGUAGACAGGCUUGUAUUCCUAGCUAAGAAUGUUUAAAAGAAAAAAAAGUAUGUUCAAACUGCAAAACAAAUAUGCACCUUGUGCUAUCAUGCACUGAUAUUUAAUGCUGUUGAAUGUUUUGUUUGCACUUUGUUAAAACUACCUCCGAUCUUCUGAAUAGCAAGAUGUUAAACUUGUGCUUAAAGAAAACUUAAUUUUUGUAUGAUGACAA
Silurus meridionalis is the source of this 1143-nucleotide messenger RNA. Its product is annotated as transposable element Hobo transposase. The coding region runs from base 393 to 881 and encodes 162 amino acids. NCBI's taxonomy places the organism in Eukaryota, Metazoa, Chordata, Actinopteri, Siluriformes, Siluridae. The transcript is spliced from 2 exons. The record is from RefSeq and is a predicted model, not a curated record. Gene Ontology annotation, molecular function: protein dimerization activity.